GUAACAGAAAAGUCCUCAAAGCCACAAGAUAAUAAAACUAAACGUUAAUGUGUUUUGUGUGUGUUUAUGGUUUUCUCACAGUUUCAAGUAAGAAUCUGUCUGUGACUCAGAUUCCACUCAACAUCACUGUGAAUGAAGGAGAAUCUACUCAAAUCAGCUGCUGCUGGAAUGAAAUCAUACAGAAUGUUAAAGUUGCUUGGUACAUCAAUGAGAAAAAGGAAAAACAGGAUCUCCAAGAAAAUAAAACACAGAACUGUUCAAUUCUGAACCUCACAAACAUACUUAAAAAUGCUUCAGGUCAUUAUGUUUGUGAAGUGACUCAAGACAUACCAGUCCUGCUUCAGAAGAAUGGUAGUGGAACAGUCAUAACUGUCAAUUACAUACUAGUAGAAACAACAACAACUGUCAGUGUUCACACACUUUUCAACCCAGCAGCUGGUAGUUCGCGGGAGGUUGUGAUCAUAUAUAUUUUCAGAAGUCUGCCCUUCAUCUGUCUGCUGGUGGUGUUCUUUUACCUAAACAGGGACAAAAAACAAGUCACAGCAUCAAGACCAGAAAGUCAGGAGUCAGGAGAAAAAAUGGAUGAAGACCUGGAGGCCGGAGAGACACAGAGGAGUGAAACUGAAGUAGCGAAACAGGGUGAGAAUGUUUCUGAACAGGAGAAAAGGAGGGUCAACAACCAGAAACCUGAAGUUACUACUGCAGCAACAGAAGAAGAAAAAGAAAAUGAAGAAACAGAUGUAGUUGUAGACACUGAACAAGGUACAUCUCCAAUGCGUGACGAUGAAAAAAACAAGACUGAAUCUGUUCUGAACACUGAUGAAAAGACACUAAUGACUGAUGCUGAAGAAGUGACUGUUUCUGUGCUGGGCGGCUUUGUUUCAGCUCUGUGAGACAUACAGGAAAUGGAGUUAUGGGUGUGUUGUUCAGGUCUAUGAUGCCACUUCCUGCAUAAUUGCUUGUUUGCAGACUCAUAAUGGUUUGCAAUGAUUUACACUGAAUCCUGAAAGUAGGUGAAAUAUAGUAUGUCUUGUGCAUGCAUGAAUCUUUCUGUUGGAUUGUGUGUAUUGUGGGAUUGUGUAUAUGGUUGUUUUUCAGUGUGUCUUGGGUGAAUCGAAUGCGAGAUCAGUGUUGUGGUUUACUGUGGGCUUCACUGUGAUAAAAUUAGUUGCGUGGGGAGGGGGUGAAAUUCUGAGAGUACGAGUGUCUCAUGCGUGUGAAAGGUUAUUAUGUGGGAGUAAAGCAGAGUUCAGAUUCUCUGCAGAUGCUCAGAAAUGAAGUGUUCCUCCAGACUCCUGUGUGGGCUCCUCGUGUCAUGCCUUUAUUUCAGAGGUAAGUGCCACUUGAAACUCCUUCCUGAGUGAAAACCCAGCACAGAUGCUCCAGGAUACUGUUCUGUAUAGUACAAAAUAAAAUAAAUCAACUGUCUGUAGAGCUGUGCGAGGAUGCUGCGUUUCUGUAUUCAUCAGGAGACAUUUUUGUGGCAUUUUGGACUAUUUUAAUAAACACUUUUGAAGAGCUGUCUAGUUGUAUAAUUAGAGCAUAUGGUAAUUUUUUCUGCCGUGUUGUUAAUCUGUUUAGAAAAACAAAUUUCUUCUUCGUUAUUCCUUUGUUGUUGAUAUUUAAACAUAUGUUUUAUAAGGUAGAGCUGUAUAAGAAAUGAAAAGGUACUACUACUAAGGAAGGUGGAAGAUUUGCACAUAUAAAUUGUUGUAAAACAUUUUUUAAAACUAGCUAAGUCACUCAUUUGUAGGCAUGAACUCAACAUACUGUGAACAACAAGCGGUCCAAUUUGAGUUGAUUAGACCGAUGUGAUCUGUAAGAGCUUUUAUAUGUAUAUAAGAGAUAGACUUUGUGGUCUUUAUUUUUUUCACAAUUAUCACCCAUUAUUUUUGACAUUAUUUAAAAACAAUUUUGUUACAAUGUUCUUUUCUUUUUUCCCACCUUGAUGUGGUCUUAUUUCAGAUUCUAACCAGUGGUUUUGCACCAUCAUGAUGGGUUUUUUAUUUUUUAAGAGAUGUUUUCUUAUAGUGGGUUGUAUCUAUUUUUUACAGGUGCAUGCUUUACCUGUAUUUAAAAUUUUGCACUUCAUUGCGUUAUGUUUUAGGGUUAACGGAAAUGUCUGUAAAAUUGCUGAAUAAUGUCCUGGCAAAAAAAUUACCAUUACCAGUAUUUAUUUAUUUGUUUUAAAUACUAACAGUUUGAGUAACAGGAAAGUCCUCAAAGCCACAAGAUAAUACAACAAAACGUUCAUGUGUUUUGUGUGUGUUUAUGCUUUUCUCACAGUUUCAAGUGAGAAUCUGUCUGUGACUCAGAGUCCACCCAACAUCACUGUGAAUGAAGGAGAAUCUGCUCAAAUCAAAUGCUGCUGGAAUGAAAUCAUACAGAAUGUUAAAGUUGCUUGGUACAUACAUGAGAAAAAACUAAA
Messenger RNA from Cyprinus carpio (common carp), 2428 nucleotides. RefSeq lists its product as uncharacterized. The record is from RefSeq and is a predicted model, not a curated record. The transcript has 4 exons. Bases 48 to 893 code for a protein of 281 amino acids. NCBI's taxonomy places the organism in Eukaryota, Metazoa, Chordata, Actinopteri, Cypriniformes, Cyprinidae.